GGCCUGCGUGGGGAGGGCGGGCUCGGCGCGGCGCGCGUGGAUGCCCGGGGAGCUGCGCGCCGGCGCCCCGUCUCUGUCCCCUCCGGAGCUUGACCAUGGCCAGUGGCAGCUGUCAGGGGAGCCAGGACGAGGAAACUCUGAAGAAGUUGAUAGUCAGGCUGAACAACGUCCAGGAGGGAAAGCAGAUAGACACUCUGGUCCAAAUCCUGGAGGACAUGCUGGUGUUCACGUACUCCGACCACGCUGCCAAGUUGUUUGAAGGCAAAAAUUUCCACGUGCCUCUGUUGAUCGUCUUGGACUCCUAUAUCAGAGUGGCGAGUGUGCAGCAGGUGGGUUGGUCACUUCUAUGCAAAUUAAUAGAGGUCUGUCCAGGUACACUGCAAACCUUAAUGGGCCCCCAGGAUAUUGGAAAUGAUUGGGAAGUCCUCGGUGUACACCAACUGAUUCUUAAAAUGCUGACAGUUCAUCACUCCAAUGUAAACCUGUCAACAGUUGGACUAAAGGCCUUAGAUCUCCUCCUAAAUUCAGGAAAAAUCACACUGCUAAUAUUGGAUGAAGAAAGUGAUAUUUUCUUGUUAAUUUUUGAUGCCAUGAGCACAUUUUCAAGCAAUGAUGAAGUCCAGAAACUGGGAUGCAAAGCUUUACAUGUGCUAUUUGAGAGAGUUUCUGAGGAACAACUGACUGAAUUUGUUGAGAACAAAGAUUAUAUGAUAUUGCUAAGUGCAUUAAACAGUUUUAAAGAUGAAGAGGAAAUUGUGCUUCAUGUACUUCACUGUUUACAUUCCCUAGCAAUUCCAUGCAGUAACGUUGAAGUCCUCAUGAGUGGCAAUGUCAGAUGUUACAAUAUUGUUGUAGAAGCCAUGAAAGCAUUCCCUGUCAGUGAGAAAAUUCAAGAAGUGAGUUGCUGCUUGCUCCAUAGGCUUACAUUAGGUAAUUUUUUCAAUAUCCUGGUACUAAAUGAGGUCCAUGCUUUUGUGGUGAAAGCAGUGCAGCAGUAUCCAGAGAAUGCAGUGUUACAGAUCUCAGCACUUAGCUGUUUAGCGCUCCUCACUGAGACCAUUUUCUUAAAUCAAGACUUAGAGGUGAAGGAUGAGAACCAGGAGAGUGAGGAGGAGGAGGAGGAGGAGGAAGAUAAAUUGUUUUGGCUGGAAGCCUGUUACAGGGCCUUAACGUGGCACAGGAAGAAUAAGCACGUGCAGGAGGCCGCAUGCUGGGCCCUGAAUAAUCUGCUUAUGUACCAAAGCAGUUUACACCAGAAGAUUGGGGAUGAAGAUGGCCAGUUCCCGGCUCACAGGGAGGUGAUGCUGGCCAUGCUUAUGCACUCUUCAUCCCAGGAGGUGCUGCGGGCCUCGGCAGCUGCACUAUCCACACUCUUGGAACAAAACGUUAAUUUCAGAAAAAUCCUGCUGUCCAAAGGAAUAUACCUGAAUGUUUUGGAGUUAAUGCAGAGGCAUAUCCAUUCUCCAGAAGUGGCUGAAAGUGGCUGUCAAAUGCUAAAUCAUCUCUUUGAAGGAAGCAACACUUCCCUGGAUACAAUGGCAGCGUUGAUCCCCAAGAUAAUAACAGUUAUGAAAAGUCAUGAAACAUCAUUGUCAGUGCAGCUGGAGGCCCUGCGAGCCAUUUUACAUUUUAUAGUACCAGGUAUGCCAGAAGAAUCCAGAGACGAAUCUCAGUGUAAACUGGAUAUGGUUAAGAAACAGUGUUUAAAAAAUAAUAUUCACAAACUGGUUCUAGCAGCUUUAAACAGGUUCAUUGGAAAUCCUGGGAUUCAAAAAUGUGGGUUGAAAGUAAUUUCUUCUAUAGCACACUUUCCUGAAGCAUUAGAGAUGUUAUCCUUGGAAGGUGCUAUUGAUUCCGUGUUUCACACCCUGCAGAUGUAUCCAGAUGACCAAGAAAUCCAGUGUCUGGGUUUAAGUCUUAUAGGAUGCUUGAUUACAGAGAAGAAUUUAUGCAUAGGAGCUGGGCAUCUGGUGGCAAAAAUUCUGGUUUCCAGUUUACAACGAUUUAAAGAUGUUGCUGAAGUGCAGAUUAAAGGAUUUCAGACAAUCCUGGCAAUACUUGAAUUGUCAGUAUCUUUUUCCAAACUGCUAGUGCACCAUUCCUUUGAUUCAGUAAUAUUCCAUCAGUUGUCUUCUGGUAACAUGGAACAGAAGGAUCAACAGUUUCUCAGCCUAUGUUGCAAGUGUUUUGCAAAAUUAGCUGUGGAUGAGGAGUUAAAAAAUGUGAUGCUGGGGAGAGCAUGUGAUCAGAACAAUAGCAUCAUGGUUGAAUGCUUGCUUCUACUGGGAGCUGAUGCCAAUCGAGCAAAGGAGACUACAGCUUUAAUUUGCCAGGUGUGUGAGAGGGAGAGCAGUCCCAAAUUGGUGGAACUGUUACUCAAUAGUGGAUCUCAUGAGCAAGAUGUCAGGAAAGCAUUGACCAUAAGUAUCCAGAAAGGUGACAGCCAGAUCAUCAGCUUACUCUUGAGGAGGCUUGCCCUGGAUCUGGCUAACAACAGCGUUUGUCUUGGAGGAUUUUGUAUAGGAAAAAUCGAACCUUCAUGGCUUGGUCCUUUAUUUCCAGAUAAGACAUCUAGUUUAAGAAAACAAACAAAUACAGGAUCCAUGCUAGCAAGAAUGGUGCUCAGAUAUCAGAUGAAAAGUGCUGUCGAAGAAGGAGCAGCCUCAGGCGGUGGUGGGAAUUUUUCUGAAAAUGUACUUGAUAAAUUUGAUGAUUGGACCUUCAUCCCAGAUUCUUCUAUGGACAGUGUGUUUGGUCAGAGUGAUGAUCUGGAUAGUGAAGGAAGUGAAGGUUCAUUUUUUGCAAAAAAGAAAUCAAAUUCAGUUAAUGUAGGAGAAUUUUACCGAGAUCCUGUGUUGCAGCGCUGCUCUCCAAAUUUGCAAAGACAUUCCAGUUCAUUGGGGCCUAGUUUUGAUCAUGAAGAUUUCCUGAGGAGAAAAAGAAAACUGUUGUCUUCAGAUGAUUCGCUCAGGUCAUCAAAACUUCAACCCUAUAUGAGGCAUUCGGACAGCGUUUCUUCCAUAGCUUCUGAGAGAGACUAUAUUACAUCACUAGACCUUUCCGCCAAUGAACUCAGAGAUAUUGAUGCCCUGAGCCAGAAAUGCUGCAUAAGUGGCCAUCUGGAGCACAUCGAGAAGCUGGAGCUCCACCAGAAUGCACUCACAGGCUUCCCACAACAACUCUGUGAAACUCUGAAGUGUUUGACACAUUUGGAUUUGCACAGUAACAAAUUUACAUCAUUUCCUUCUUACUUGUUGAAAAUGAAUUGUAUCUCCAAUCUUGACGCCUCUCGGAACAACAUCGGACCCUCCAUAGUUUUAGAUGCCUCGGUGAGGUGUCCCACCCUCAAACAGUUGAACCUGUCGUACAAUCAGCUCUCUUCUGUCCCUGAGAACCUCCCAGAUGUGGUAGAGAAGUUGGAGCAGCUCAUUUUAGAAGGUAAUAAAAUAUCAGGGAUAUAUUCUCCCUUGAGUCUGAAGGAGCUGAAGAUUUUAAACCUUAGUAAAAACCACAUUUCAUCCCUACCAGAGAACUUUCUUGAGGCUUGCCCAAGAGUGGAGAGCUUCAGUGCCAGAAUGAAUUCUCUUGCUGCUAUGCCUUUCUUGCCUUCUUCUAUAACAAGCCUAAAAUUGUCUCAAAACAAAUUCACGCGUAUUCCAGAUGCAAUUUUAAAUCUACCACACUUACGGUCUUUAGAUAUGAGCAGCAAUGAUAUCGAAUAUCUGCCAAGUCCUGCAAACUGGAAGUCUCUGAACUUAAGAGAGCUCUUAUUUAGCUACAAUCAGAUCAGCAUCUUGGACUUGAGUGAAAAAGCAUGCACAUGGUCCAGAGUAGAGAAACUGCAUCUUUCUCAUAAUAAACUGAAAGAGAUUCCUCCUGAGAUUGGCUGUCUUGAAAAUCUGACCUCUCUUGAUGUUAGUUACAACAUGGAACUGAGAUCCUUUCCCAAUGAAAUGGGGAAAUUAAGCAAAAUAUGGGAUCUUCCUUUGGAUGAGCUGCAUCUUAACUUUGAUUUUAAACACAUAGGAUGUAAAGCCAAAGACAUCAUCAGGUUUCUUCAACAGCGAUUGAAAAAGGCUGUGCCCUAUAACCGAAUGAAACUUAUGAUUGUGGGAAAUACUGGGAGUGGUAAAACCACAUUAUUACAGCAGUUAAUGAAAACCAAGAAAUCUGACAUUGGAAUGCAGGGUGCCACAGUGGGCAUAGAUGUCAGAGACUGGCCUAUCCAGAUAAGAGGCAAAAGGAAGAAGGACCUCAUUCUCAAUGUGUGGGAUUUUGCAGGUCGUGAGGAAUUCUACAGUACUCAUCCCCAUUUCAUGACUCAGAGAGCAUUAUACCUCGCAGUCUACGACCUCAGCAAAGGGCAGGCGGAAGUGGAUGCCAUGAAGCCCUGGCUCUUCAACAUAAAGGCUCGCGCUUCUUCCUCCCCGGUGAUUCUUGUUGGCACGCAUUUGGAUGUUUCUGAUGAGAAGCAACGGAAGGCCUGCAUAAGUAAAAUCACCAAGGAGCUCCUGAAUAAGCGAGGGUUUCCUUCGAUUCGAGAUUAUCACUUUGUGAAUGCCACUGAGGAGUCCGAUGCUUUGGCAAAGCUUCGGAAAACCAUCAUAAAUGAGAGUCUUAAUUUCAAGAUCCGAGAUCAGCCUGUUGUUGGGCAGCUAAUUCCAGAUUGCUAUGUAGAACUUGAGAAAAUCAUUUUAACAGAGCGCAAAAACGUGCCAAUUGAAUUUCCUGUAAUUGACCAGAAACGAUUAUUACAACUGGUAAAGGAAAAUCGGCUGCAAUUAGAUGAAAAUGAGCUUCCUCAUGCUGUUCAUUUCCUAAAUGAAUCAGGAGUCCUUCUUCAUUUUCAAGACCCAGCACUGCAGUUAAGUGACUUAUAUUUUGUGGAACCUAAGUGGCUUUGUAAAGUCAUGGCACAGAUUCUGACAAUAAAAGUUGAAGGCUGCCCAAAAUACCCUAAGGGAAUCAUUUCACGUAGAGAUGUGGAAAAAUUUCUUUCAAAGAAGAGGAGAUUUCCAAAGAACUACAUGACACAGUACUUUAAACUCUUAGAAAAAUUUCAGAUUGCCUUGCCAAUAGGAGAAGAAUAUUUGCUGGUUCCAAGCAGUUUGUCUGACCACAGACCUGUGAUAGAGCUUCCCCAUUGUGAGAACUCUGAAAUUAUCAUUAGACUAUAUGAAAUGCCUUAUUUUCCAAUGGGAUUUUGGUCAAGAUUAAUCAAUCGGUUACUUGAAAUUUCACCUUACAUGCUUUCAGGAAGAGAGCGAGCACUUCGCCCGAAUAGAAUGUAUUGGCGACAGGGCAUCUACUUGAAUUGGUCUCCUGAAGCUUAUUGUCUGGUAGGAUCUGAGGUCUUAGACAAUCAACAAGAGAGUUUCUUAAAAAUUACAGUUCCUUCCUGUAGAAAAGGCUGUAUUCUUUUGGGCCAAGUUGUGGACCACAUUGAUUCUCUCAUGGAAGAAUGGUUUCCUGGGUUACUAGAGAUUGAUAUUUGUGGUGAAGGAGAAACUCUGUUGAAGAAAUGGGCAUUAUAUAGUUUUAAUGAUGGUGAAGAACAUCAAAAAAUCUUACUUGAUGAGCUGAUGAAGAAGGCAGAAGAAGGAGACCUCCUAGUAAAUCCAGAUCAACCAAGGCUCACAAUUCCUAUAUCUCAGAUUGCUCCUGACUUAAUUUUGGCUGACCUGCCUAGAAAUAUUAUGUUGAAUAAUGAUGAGUUGGAAUUUGAGCAAGCUCCAGAAUUCCUUUUAGGUGAUGGCAGUUUUGGAUCAGUUUAUAGAGCAGCCUAUGAAGGAGAGGAAGUGGCUGUGAAGAUCUUUAAUAAACAUACAUCACUUCGGCUGUUGAGACAGGAGCUGGUGGUGCUUUGCCACCUUCACCACCCCAGCUUAAUAUCCCUGCUGGCUGCUGGGAUUCGUCCUCGGAUGCUGGUGAUGGAGCUGGCCUCCAAGGGCUCCUUGGAUCGCCUGCUUCAGCAGGACAAAGCCAGCCUCACCAGGACCCUCCAGCACAGGAUUGCGCUUCAUGUGGCUGAUGGCUUGAGGAAGAGCAUGCAGCACCUCAUAGUUGGAGGUCAUAGAGGAUCUACUUUCUUGGAUGUGUGGCCCCUGGUUGUUGGGCGUACUUAUUGCUGUAUCUGCUUUUUUUCAGGGUUCCGUGCUCCUGAAGUUGCCAGAGGAAAUGUCAUUUAUAACCAACAGGCUGACGUUUAUUCAUUUGGUUUGCUGCUCUAUGACAUUUUGACAACUGGAGGUAGAAUCGUAGAGGGUUUGAAAUUUCCAAAUGAGUUUGAUGAAUUAGCAAUACAAGGAAAAUUACCUGAUCCAGUUAGAGAAUAUGGCUGUGCCCCGUGGCCUAAGGUUGAGAAGUUAAUUAAAAAGUGUUUGAAAGAAAAUCCUCAGGAAAGGCCUACUUCUGCCCAGGUCUUUGACAUUUUGAACUCAGCUGAGUUAAUCUGUCUUAUGAGACAUAUUUUGAUACCUAAAAACAUUAUUGCUGAAUGCAUGGUUUCUACGAAUCCUAACAGCAAGAAUGCAAACAUCUGGCUGGGCUGCGGGCACACCGACAAAGGGCAGCUCUCCUGUCUUGACUUAAAUACUGAAGGACACACUUUGGAGGAGGUGACCGAUAGUCGAAUACUGUGCUUAGCUGUGGUGAAUCUUCCUGCGGAGAAGGAGAGCUGGGUUGUGUCUGGGACGCAGUCGGGUUCUCUCCUGGUCAUCAAUACUGAUGAUGGAACAAAGAGACACACUCUUGAAAAGAUGACAGAUUCUGUUACUUGUCUGUAUUGCAAUUCUUUCUCCAAGCAAAGCAAGCAAAAUAAUUUUCUUUUGGUGGGAACUGCUGAUGGCAACUUAGCAAUUUUUGAAGAUAAAACUGUUAAGUGUAAGGGAGCUGCGCCUCUGAAGACACUAAAUAUAGGGGAUGUCAGCACCCCACUGAUGUGUUUGAGUGAAUCCAUGAAUGCAAGUGAAAGGAACAUCACGUGGGGAGGAUGCGGCACAAAGAUUUUCUCAUUUUCUAACGACUUCACGAUUCAGAAAUUAAUUGAGACAAGGACAAAUCAGCUGUUUUCUUAUGCAGCAUUCAGUGAUUCCAACAUCAUAGCAGUGGUGGUAGACACAGCUCUCUAUAUCGCUAAGAAAAAUAGCCCUGUUGUGGAAGUGUGGGACAAGAAAACUGAAAAACUCUGCGAACUAAUAGACUGUGUGCACUUACUAAAGGAAAUAACAGUAAAAGUCAACAGGGAAUCAAAACACAAAAUGUCCUAUUCUGGGAGAGUGAAAACUCUGUGCCUUCAGAAGAACACUGCUCUCUGGAUAGGAACUGGAGGAGGCCACAUUUUACUCCUGGAUCUUUCCACUCGUCGAAUCAUACGUAUAAUUUACAACUUUUGUGAUUCCGUUAGAGUCAUGAUGACAGCACAGUUAGGAAGCCUUAAAAAUGUCAUGCUGGUUUUGGGGUAUGACCAGAAAAGUACUGAAGGCUUACAACACCAAAAAGAGAUACAAUCUUGUUUGUCAGUUUGGGACAUCAAUCUUCCACAUGAAGUGCAAAAUUUAGAAAAACACAUUGAAAUGCGACAAGAAUUAGCUGAAAAAAUGAGAAGAACAUCUGUUGAAUAAGUGGGAUAUCAGAAAUUUUUGUGUUUGGAUGAGAAAAUUGUUCCUUGUAAAUAAUUCUUUUAAAAUGUUUAUAUUGAGAAGGAAACUUCUACUCUUUGAAGUAGCUCUUGUAUAUAUGAAGGAAUGUUUAUAUGUUUAUUUUUAAGUUAAAUAUAUGUAAAAUAGCUACCAGUGAAAAUGUCUUAUAAGGAAUUAUUUAAAAUACAGUAUUAUAUUAUCUAUAUACCCUAAUUAAUUUGGUGAGUUAAUUAAAAUAAAUCUAUGAAGUAAUUAAUUGCAGUACUCACACUAAAGUAACAAAGUAAUCACUUUUGCUUUACUGUCCAUACGAAGAUAAACUUUAGUUUAAAUUCUAUGCUUAAUUACAGGACUGCGUGCUUAUUUUCUGGCAAUUCUGCAGGGUAAAAUAAAAAGAUUUGGAGCUGGGUAGUGCACAUCUGUAAUCCCAGCACUCAGCAGGCUGAGGCAGGAAGAUCACUGUGAGUUUGAGGCCAUCUGGGCUACUUAGUGAGUUUAAGACCAGCCUGGCUGAACUGUAUAGUGAGACCCUGUCUAAAAAACAAAAGCAAAACAUAUAUUUGGGCAGUUCCUCAUGUAAUAUAUUCUUUCUUAGAUUGCUUUUAAUCACAUAUGCUUAUAAAUUCUCAAAUGAACUUUUGGUAAUAAAGCCUGUAGUUAGGACAUAAAUUCUCUGUUUUUGCUAAUGUAAACAGUGUAUUUCAUGCGACUUCAUCUACAGGAAAGGCAUUAAAACUGCUGAUGAGAAAACAUGACAGUCAUACUCCUCAUUUCAGAGACUAUAUAAUCACUCUCUCUUUUACUAUUUUUAAAUUCUGUCUUUGAAUGUGGAUACCCUAAAAUUUAUAUAUCAAGUGUGAGUACAGUGUCAAAUCCCUGAAGUGAUAUUUUUAUGGUUUUGUUUUGAUUUUCAGUGAUAAACUGGACCACUGGCUGCUUGUUUCCAAAUUUGCUUUGCUCUAAUUCUUCUAUUUAUAUUUUUCCUAAAUUUGUUACUCUGCACAUUAUAUUCUGCAUCAUUUAGACAGAAUUCUAUUUUUAGAAUCAUAGUAUUCCCCAACUCCUACUACCAGUUAGGGUAGAGGAACAGAUUUAAUAUAGAAUAUGUAUAUAUAUAUGUAUAUGUAAAGGAUUUAGAAGGUAGGUGUUCAGUGGCUGCCUAUAGAGUGAGAUGUGGAAGCGUGCAAAGGGGCUGACUGUGUGCUGGAGAAACAAGAGGAUGCAGUCACAAGUCAAAGGCCCGAAGCUCACUGCAAAGUGCUGCAGGAAUUUGUAUUAGGAAGCCCAAGCGUCUGCACUGGAAAGCUGAAGAGUCUGUGUGGGAGGCCUGGAGACAGAUGUUCAAAGGCAGUGGCAAAGACAGGAGCUCUUUGGAAUAAGUGGAAGCAAGACUUCCUUCUUCUUUCCCUUUUUACUUCAUCUAGGCUACAAGCUUAUUGAUUGGUAUCACACCUACAAUGGGGCUUCCUGCUUCUGUAAGUCAGUCAUCCGGACACACCCAGAGCUGUGCUAAACCCAUCUGCUGGUGUUUCUUAUUCAAAUGGCUAUCACAACUAUCACGUCCAAGAUUAUGGGAAGAAAUACAUAACUCACUCUUCAGUUCACUGAAGAAAAUGAAACAUUAGCUAUGAUGAGCAAAACCAGCUGCUAACCUGAUCUAAAUUAGAUCUAAAUUGUUUAAAUGUCUUUCCACAGGAGGAGAGCUGCUGCCAAAUACAGAUGUAAUAAUUUGAGUAUCAUUUCUGUCUUUGAAAAUUGGCAAAUUCAUUGACACUCACCAAAAUACAUCAUUUCAAACAAUUCCCUGUGGUAGAAUAACAAGGCUAUAUAAUAUUCUCAGAAAUUACUGGCAUUUUAUUAUAUAAAGACUUUAAAUUUCCUUCUAUUAAAGGUAAUCAAAUUCUUAACCUUCACAGAUUUUCCACUUUUCAAAGGGACCCAUUCUUUAAUUUAUUAUGUAAUUACUAACAAAACAUCCAUACAUAAUGGGGGUCUUUAUUCCUGGAUUCUCUGUCAUUAUUUUUUAUGUAUAUGGAACUUUUAAAACCAAAGAGUUAUGCAAAAAAUAUGUAAAUGAACAUUGUAUUUAAGUAGACGAAUAAACAUUUUAAAGCAUGUUUAUGAUUUUUAAAACUGUGAGAGUGUU
Heterocephalus glaber (naked mole-rat) is the source of this 9786-nucleotide messenger RNA. Lineage: Eukaryota; Metazoa; Chordata; Mammalia; Rodentia; Bathyergidae. The record is from RefSeq and is a predicted model, not a curated record.